AUGACCUCAACGACUUUGGCAGGUGCUCCAGUACCCGUUGUAAGCCCAACCGUUGGAGACUCUCUCGGCCUUGAAAUCGUUACACUCAUUGUUGGACCGAAGAGAAAAGAGUUUGCAGUGCACAAGAAGCUCAUAUGCGACUCAUGCGAUUACUUUAAAAAAGCAUUUUGUGGCCCAUUCCUAGAAGGCACCGAGGGCAAGAUCUAUUUUCCAGAAGACGGUUCAGAUGCGGUGGCACUAUUCGUUGAAUGGUUACAUAGACGUAAAUGGCCAAUCAAUCGGACUCACGCACAAUUCGAUACAUUUAUAAAGCUUUACCUGUUGUCGGAAAAAUGGUGUUUUUAUCGGUUGAGAAAUAUAGUCAUCAAUGGCAUCAAAUAUCACUUCUGGCUGUCAGACGAAGAACCCAGCUAUGUGAACCAUUUACUACUAGACGUCGUCAACUAUAUCUGGAAUCAGACCGAGGAUAAGUCACCAUUGAGACUGCUUUGCAUCAAGAGAUUGGCUUGGUUCUAUCACGACGAGACAACACCUAACAUCAUUCCUGGUAGAGAUGACUUGAAGCAACUCUGGGUAGUUUGUAAAGAGUAUAGCAGCUUCUUCGAAGAUUUCUUUGCAUACUUCCAGAAUUUCACUAAGGAUACGAAGCCAUCAAAUCCAGGUCGUGUAAGAGAGAAUGGAAGAUGUGUAGUCGAAAUCUGUUCAUAUCAUCGCCAUGGUGAAAGAGAAGGAUGUGCAAAGCUAACAGAGGCAGAGAAAGACAAGAAACAGAAUGGUGGGCUACAGAGACAUGAAUUUUUCGCAGAUUUGCUGGAGUAG
This is a messenger RNA of Botrytis fragariae, 819 nucleotides long. RefSeq lists its product as uncharacterized. Gene Ontology annotation, molecular function: protein binding. The record is from RefSeq and is a predicted model, not a curated record. NCBI's taxonomy places the organism in Eukaryota, Fungi, Ascomycota, Leotiomycetes, Helotiales, Sclerotiniaceae. The coding region runs from base 1 to 819 and encodes 272 amino acids. The transcript is spliced from 2 exons.